UUUUUAGAGAAAAUCCGGCCCUGUGCAGGCAGGAAGCUCUCUGAAAAUCUAAUGAAGAACUCAGCAGUCAUGCAGAGUUGUUAGUCUCAGAGCAACAUCAGUUAACAAAGCUUCUCUUCAGUGUCUCUAUGUGUGUUUUUGAUGACUGCAAAAGGCUAGACCUCUCCGACUUUUUGUUGUGGCGGCUCUAACUGUAGCCUGCUCUAUCUGAGCUGGACAGUGUCCAGUCAAAGAGCCUCUUUGCCCUGCCCUCAGGCCUCUUCAGCUUGUGGAUCUCCGUGCGGAGGAACGCCUCUUUGGUGGCUGUGACAGGGAGAAUUAGGCAAGAGAUGCGGGUUCACUUGCCCUGCGUAGGGGCUUAUCUUGGGCUAAGCUGAGGGACUAAUAGCAAAGCCAGCCUCCGCUCCAGCCGGUCUGAGGGCACAGGGAACCAUCUGUCCACUCUGUGGAUAGCUGACAACAAAGGGGGCAAACAUUGAACACGGACUACAAACUAAAAGGCCGUUCAUUUAGGUGAUACCAGAAAUACAGAAGAGGAGCAAGUAUUUUGUAUAUAAGGUGUGGAAUGGCGGCAGAGAGCUCUGUAUUUAUUGGUUUGUAGGGUUUACUUUAAAGUUUGGAAAACACAGAGAAUGUCUGACAAGGAAGAAAUGGCUUCAGAUGGGAGUCUGAAUGUUACACUGACGCUGAGGCUGCUGAUGCAUGGAAAGGAAGUUGGCAGCAUAAUUGGAAAGAAAGGAGAAACAGUAAAGAAAAUGAGGGAGGAGAGUGGUGCUCGUAUUAACAUAUCAGAGGGAUCAUCUCCCGAGAGGAUUGUCACCAUCACAGGACCCACAGAGGGCAUCUUCAGAGCUUUCUCCAUGAUCGCUCAGAAGUUUGAGGAGGAUAUUACCGCAGCAAUGACAAACAGCAACGUGACAAGCAAGCCACCUGUGACACUUCGUCUGGUUUUCCCAGGGAGCCAGUGUGGCUCACUGAUUGGCAAAGGAGGCUCAAAGAUCAAAGAGAUCAGAGAGACCACAGGCGCUCAGGUUCAGGUGGCAGGAGACAUGCUGCCGGACUCUACAGAGAGGGCUGUCACAAUCUCCGGCACUCCACAGGCCAUCACUCAGUGUGUAAGACACAUCUGCUCUGUCAUGCUGGAGUCUCCACCGAAAGGAGCGACUAUUCCCUACCGUCCCAAGGCCAUACCUGCUGGAGCCCAUGCAGUAUUAGCACCACAACACUCUGCACAAGCCUUUGCAAUUCCAGGGCAGUAUGCUUUUGCGCAUCAAGAUUUGACCAAGCUUCACCAGUUGGCUAUGCAGCAUAUCCCCCUCCCUUCCCUUGGGCAGAGCAACCCUACCUUCCCUGGAUUGGAUGCAUCUGCCCCCACAAGUUCACAAGAGCUGGCAAUACCUAAUGAUUUUAUUGGCUGCAUAAUUGGAAGACAAGGCAGCAAGAUCAAUGAGAUCCGCCAGGUCUCUGGAGCUCACAUCAAAAUUGCCAGCGCCACUGAUGGCUCAGCCAUGCGCCAAGUCACGAUCACAGGCUCGCCGGCCAGCAUCAGCGUCGCCCAGUACCUCAUCAACGCCAGCUUAGAGAUGGCUAAAUACACCAUGCAGGCCGCUUCCUCUGCGACCCCAGUUGACCUCAACAUGAGCUUCUCUCAGUCUGCUCCCACUGCCUCCACAGCUGCUACCUCUAUGGCCGUCCUGGCGGCCACCACCCCAGCCCCCACCAUUAACGUCCACUCUCCCUCCACCUUACAAACCAUCCAAAACCCACAUUACGCCGUCCCUGUUUCCAGCCUGCUUGGCAUGAAAACUCUCCCUCUCCUGGCUGUCCACCCAGCAGCCGCUUCCAGCCUAACUCAGGGUUUAUCCCCUUACACUGCAAAAAUGCCAACCUCUGGCAUCAAAAAAUCUGAGCGCCAGAAGUUCGCUCCUUAUUGAUGUCUGCUUUUUAAGUCUAGUCAGUGUGUCUGACUGCUAAGACAUUAUUAAAUGAUGAGAAAUUAUUUAAAAUUUAGCAUAAAGGCUUAAAAAUAGCUUACACCGGUGCGUGUAAGUUUUGUCCAUGUAGCACUUGUUUUCCAUAAAUCAGGAGAAUAUUGGAAACACACUGAAAGGAUGGUAGUAUCAAAACAUGUUCUCAUUAAUUAAAACAGGCAGCAGAGGUGCAUAUUAACUCAGUAUUAUCGGCAGACAUGCAUAACAAUUAAUGUGGGUAACUCAGGCUUGUAUUAGUAUCCUAGAAAAAACUAUUUUUUCAAAUGGAUUCAUGUUACAGAGCUUUAUAUGAAGACUUACUCCAGGAGAGGUAUCAUGCAUAUAUUUUCAUUCACAUGAUGCAAACAUUGCUGUAGUUUUCUAUCUGUGUCACUAGUUUACAAUCAUUCUUUGUUAGAUAACGCAAACUAGAAUCAUGAGACGUGGUGCUUUGUUGGCAGCAGGCUGUUAAAAUGUUUGUCUUGUACAGUAGAAGUCAGUGUGUCAGUAUUUUUUAACAAGGAUUGUCAACUUAACCUUUCCUUCACUAUAGGCUCUCAUCAGUGCUAACAGGCUUGGGUGUUCUGUAGUAGCGUUGCGCUGUUGCAGUUCUGAUGGGAUUAUCCUAAAGCCAGAUGGGAUUCUUGUGGAUUUCACUCUACACAUUAAUCCUGUAGAGCGGGACUGGCCUAACUAACUCAUUUAUUGUUUCUGUAUGAUAGCAUGUGUCUUGUUUAUUUUCCAACCUAAAUGACUGGAAUGCUUCAACUUUCAGCAUCUAAAAUGGACUCUGAGCAAUUAUUGUGAUAAAUGUUUUAUUCAUGUGUUUCUGGAGUGGGUCUCCCCCCAAACAAUGCAGAUUUGUAAUAUUUGUUGAUGAAAUGACUUUGAAAUAAAUGGAACUUUUUAUGAAUACAGA
Molecule: messenger RNA, 2889 nt
Organism: Epinephelus moara (kelp grouper)
Lineage: Eukaryota; Metazoa; Chordata; Actinopteri; Perciformes; Serranidae
Exons: 14
Coding region: 633-1934 (433 amino acids)
Biological process (GO): negative regulation of mRNA splicing, via spliceosome
Cellular component (GO): cytoplasm; nucleus
Molecular function (GO): mRNA binding
Source: RefSeq, a predicted model, not a curated record